Micropterus salmoides (largemouth bass) is the source of this 2141-nucleotide messenger RNA. RefSeq names its product cell surface glycoprotein 1-like. Bases 40 to 1959 code for a protein of 639 amino acids. The record is from RefSeq and is a predicted model, not a curated record. Gene Ontology annotation, biological process: actin filament polymerization. Gene Ontology annotation, molecular function: microtubule binding; actin binding. Lineage: Eukaryota; Metazoa; Chordata; Actinopteri; Centrarchiformes; Centrarchidae. The transcript has 8 exons. Gene Ontology annotation, cellular component: actin filament; cytoplasm.
GUAUUUCUUCCUCAGGUCCGUCUGUCUGCAGCACAGAUAAUGUCCCUGGACAGGGUGCUGAUAAGAGAGCUCUCCAACCUUACAAAGCAGACCGGGACCCACCAGCAGGGAGAGGUGCAAUCUGAAGAUGGGAAAAGGCAAAAAACAAAUUCCCUGGAAAAAAGCAGAGAGGAUGAAGCUGCCAGGCAGGUCUCUGAAGCCGCUGAAGAGUCAGAGGACAGCACCUCCAGUACGGCUGGGACCUCAGACCAGUCUGAUGAUAGCAGCUCCGGGACGGCUGAGACCUCAGACCAGUCUGAUGAUAGCAGCUCCGGGACGGCUGAGACCUCUGACCAGUCUGAUGAUAGCAGCUCCGGGACGGCUGAGACCUCAGACCACUCUGAUGACAUUAGCCCCGGGACGGCUGAGACCUCAGAGCCACCACCAGCUCGUGUUCCUGGGUCCACUAGCUACUCAAUGGACACUGCAGAGCCUGUUACAUCUUUUGUUGGUUCACCUCAGCCACCACCACUGCAGCCUCAGCCGCCAAUACCGAGUGAGGUCAGUGAAAUGGAGCACACAUGGGAGGCCUUAGAAGAGCCAGAGGACAGCAGCUCCAGGACGGCUGAGACCUCAGAGCCACCUCAGCCACCACCACUGCAGCCUCAGCCGCCAAUACCGAGUGAGGUCAGUGAAAUGGAGCACACAUGGGAGGCCUUAGAAGAGCCAGAGGACAGCAGCUCCAGGACGGCUGAGACCUCAGAGCCACCUCAGCCACCACCACUGCAGCCUCAGCCGCCAAUACCGAGUGAGGUCAGUGAAAUGGAGCACACAUGGGAGGCCUUAGAAGAGCCAGAGGACAGCAGCUCCAGGACGGCUGAGACCUCAGAGCCACCUCAGCCACCACCACUGCAGCCUCAGCCGCCAAUACCGAGUGAGGUCAGUGAAAUGGAGCACACAUGGGAGGCCUUAGAAGAGCCAGAGGACAGCAGCUCCAGGACGGCUGAGACCUCAGAGCCACCUCAGCCACCACCACUGCAGCCUCAGCCGCCAAUACCGAGUGAGGUCAGUGAAAUGGAGCACACAUGGGAGGCCUUAGAAGAGCCAGAGGACAGCAGCUCCAGGACGGCUGAGACCUCAGAGCCACCUCAGCCACCACCACUGCAGCCUCAGCCGCCAAUACCGAGUGAGGUCAGUGAAAUGGAGCACACAUGGGAGGCCUUAGAAGAGCCAGAGGACAGCAGCUCCAGGACGGCUGAGACCUCAGAGCCACCACCAGCUCAUGUUCCUGGGGAUGCGGCAAGCAAAACUGAAGUCACACCGGAGGCGUGCCUGACCUUACAGGAGAGGGAGGAAAGCAGCGAGUCGGAUGAAGAGGAGCAAAAAGUUGUAAAGAAUCCUUCUAAGAAGUUGCUGAAGCCAAGGAGGCUUUAUGAGUACCAUGGUCCUCUCUACCACCAAUCAACAACAUCAGCACAUGGGUCCCAGCCAAUGACAACGCGGCCACAGCCACGGCCACAACCGCAGCCGCAGCCGCAGCCGCAGCCGCCAUCGCCAUCACCAUCACCACCAAGUGAAGGCAAUUUAAGCAAGACGGAGGACACAGAGGAGACUGACACCCCAGAUGAGUCGGACGACAGCACGUGGUCACCUGAUGAGUCAGAAGAAGGGUUGACAGCUGAUGAUGCACAAGAAGUGCUGCAGAGUCCUCUCAAAAAGUCACGCCGGAAGAGUGGUUAUUGCCUGCCCAAAGUGAGGAGUCCCAGUUCAUCAAAAACUAAAAGGAGGGUUUUAACGUACCCAGAUGACCUCAAAGAUGAUAUCCGGAGACUGUUCCGUGAUGUGUGGAGUGACACCAUAACCGUUAGAAUGAUGAAUGCUGUUCUCAACAGAGAGCCAGCGCUUCUGCAGAAAUGCCAAAAACUGAAGUUGACUAUACACAAUUUACGUGGUCUUGUUCUAAAAUUGCAGGCAGAGUGAUUUUUAAAUUUUGUUUAUGGAAUAUCUUUUUGGCAGCUGUUUUUAUAUUGCUUUUGUGUAUGUUUUCUUGUUUCAUGUUAAUAUUAUGUUUAUUUCAUAUUCAUUUCAUUGUGGUGUGACUAAUCAAAUAUGUUGAACAUGUUUGUGUUGAAUUUAAUAAAUGUUGAAUACUUUGAAUUUAA